AGCGGGAGACCUGUACUGUACAAUAGCGCUCUGAACGCCACAGUUCCCGGAUCGCCCUGCGGAGCGCGUUCGCGGCGGUGGCCGGUGGAUCCAGGAUCGGGGAGCGGGCGCGAAGGAUGGCAGCCUCCGGCGCAGGGACGAGCAGGGCGGUGCACGGCGCCGGAGACGCGCUCCAGCGGAGACAGAGAGGAGCCGCGGGACACCUGUCCACCGCGUACCUGCUCAUCUACAACGUGGUCAUGACGGCCGGGUGGCUGGUCAUCGCAGUGGUUCUGGUCCGGGAGUACCUCGCCAAGGGCACUUACCACGGCCUCUACUACUCUAUAGAGAAGCCCCUGAAGUUCUUCCAGACCGGCGCCGUCCUCGAGAUCCUGCACUGUGCUGUUGGGAUCGUUCCGUCGUCAGUGGUGCUCACCGGGUUCCAGGUGAUGUCUCGAGUGUUCCUCACCUGGGCCGUGACUCACGGCGUCCGGGAGGUGCAGAACGAAGACAGCGUCCUGCUCUUUGUGGUCGCCUGGACCGUAACGGAGAUCGUCCGCUACUCCUUCUACACGUUCAGCCUCCUGAACCACCUGCCGUAUUUCGUGAAGUGGGCCAGGUACACCUUCUUCAUCGUGCUCUACCCCAUGGGCGUCACGGGAGAGCUGCUGACCAUCUACGCAUCCCUACCGCACGUUCAGAGGACGGGCCUCUACUCCCUCACUCUGCCCAACAAGUACAACUUCUCGUUCGACUACCACACCUUCCUCAUCCUCACCAUGGUCUCCUACAUCCCCCUUUUCCCCCAGCUCUAUUUCCACAUGCUGCGGCAGAGGAGGAAGAUCCUGGGUCGCCCGGAGCAGUACGGCAAAGUGGAGUAAACACACCCCCGGGGGGAGGCCUGCAGGAGCCGGAGCCAAUGGGGGAUUAGACGGCGUUCCUGAGAUGCCCCAUAGAAUCCGAUUCCAGAACCUUUCGACUGUAAUCGUUUCUAAAAUGCUAGUUUGCGGUAUAGUAAUUCUGGCAGCGAGGCUCAUUCGCGCACGAACACACACACACACACACACACACAAAAUGCAAUAACUACUGCAAUAACUAACACUGUUCCACUAGCAGGAAACACACCGUACACUAAGUGUGUGAUGAACCACUGUGACGUUUGUUUUUGCUCCAUUCCGCGCAUUUCUUAUUUUCCGAUUGUAAUGCCAUUGUUUUGUCCUAGUUUAAUUUUUUUUUUUUUUUUAAGUAAUGUUACAGGUUCGGAGGAGGUUACAGGUUCCACUCCUGAGCUUUUUAUGAUGGUUGAUUCAUUUUCUUGGAAUGUGACCAAGGAAAGGAAGACAUGGCAAGGAGUUUAUACGGCGAUCAUAUAAAUUGUCACUUUAAUUUUUAAAAAAAAAUCUUUAUCCUGGAGGAAUUAAUACGUCGAACUUGUAAUCCUUAAUGCUUCCGAAGCUAACCCAGCUGUGAAAUAUUUGGGAAGAGGGAAAAAAAUUCCUGUGGGGAAUGACGAAAGCUCGCAAGUGGAGGGUUGAGACCCGGGGACUUGGCCGGAUGGAGGAGAGAGGAGCCGUGCGCUGCCAGGCCGCAAAAUGAAUUAUAGUAAAUUGUCACGCAAAUGCAGGGCGGUGAACGAGAGGAAGAGCGUGGGACGGUCAGUAGAGCAAAGUCUCCGGAAUGAAGUCUUUGUGAUGGUAACUUUGCCGACGGUGUCCAAAGCACAGCGGUUAUGAGCAGGGCUGUCUUACAUUAUUCAUUAUUGGAGUAAAUAAUUGUCACUGUAAUUAUAAGUGUUGUUGUAUUAGUCUUUGAGGAUUUUGUCACAUUUUUAAUGGUUUUUUUCAUUCUUAUGGAAUUCAUUUUAAUAUACAGCAGAGGAAUUUCAUUUGUGCUACUCAUGGUCUCUCAAGGUCACUUAAACGCUGCGCAACUGUAAAGUCUCGCUUCUGCAUCGCAUUUAAUGCAGAAUUGGAUUAUAGUUUUUAAAAAAAAAAGUUGAAAUUUGUGAACAAAGUGCUUUCCUUAUUGAGCGUUCAAAUUUGCAAAACUUUUACUGAGAACGCUGCACUUUUAAAGUCCAUGCAAUAAGAAUGAGUAGCAAGUAGUUUAUUUCUCAGGUCAAUCUCAGGGUGGAGGAGUCAGUGUGUGUAGGAGCCCUUUUACACUCCUUGAACACUGUGUGUAUUUUACAUUUAUUCUUGCAUUAUCUGACACUUUUCUCCAA
This is a messenger RNA of Scleropages formosus (Asian bonytongue), 2203 nucleotides long. Its product is annotated as very-long-chain (3R)-3-hydroxyacyl-CoA dehydratase 2-like. NCBI's taxonomy places the organism in Eukaryota, Metazoa, Chordata, Actinopteri, Osteoglossiformes, Osteoglossidae. Bases 117 to 860 code for a protein of 247 amino acids. Gene Ontology annotation, cellular component: endoplasmic reticulum membrane. Gene Ontology annotation, molecular function: 3-hydroxyacyl-CoA dehydratase activity. The transcript has 7 exons. Gene Ontology annotation, biological process: sphingolipid biosynthetic process; very long-chain fatty acid biosynthetic process; fatty acid elongation. The record is from RefSeq and is a predicted model, not a curated record.